This is a messenger RNA of Mya arenaria, 1936 nucleotides long. RefSeq lists its product as uncharacterized. Gene Ontology annotation, molecular function: protein binding. The transcript is spliced from 3 exons. The record is from RefSeq and is a predicted model, not a curated record. The coding region runs from base 158 to 694 and encodes 178 amino acids. Lineage: Eukaryota; Metazoa; Mollusca; Bivalvia; Myida; Myidae.
UGUCGUCUGCUCUUAAUAAAUCGUCUGCAGUCGAAAGCUAAACGUCAGACCGAGUGUCAGGAAGUUUUAUAGUGGAAAAGAAGUGAAAAGUUAACUGGAAAUAAAGGAUUUUUUCAUUCAGAAAAAUCUUUUUCACGGGAUAUAUAACAAGUGAAAGAUGGCCUACAGAGUUGUCAUUAUAGCCCUGAGUCUGGUGGCAUGCGGGGUAGCGGGUUCCGUGUCACAGACAUGUGGCGAGCUUGAAUUCUACAACAACGAGGCGCGCACGUGCGUUCCGUGUCGGGCAUGUCCAGAUGGCCAGGUUGCGCUGCGUCUCUGCCACGACAACCGUGAUACGGAGUGCGGCCCAUUCCCGUGGUCUAUGUUCCACAACUCCAAUCCACUCCCCGCGGAACCCGUCAAGGCUACCAUUACAUCCGAAUCUCAGACAUCCAAUGCCGCCGCUGAGAGCCGGACGGCGUCCACGGUGGUUUUAACGGACGUAAGCGGCGAGGACCGGUGGUUUGUGAUCACCUUUGUGCUGGUCGGCGUCCUUGUCGUAGCAGGCGUCGCGGCGGUCAUCAGCAGCAUUGUCUUGUGCUACUGUUGCCGGCAACGAAAGCAGAGGGAAAUCAUAUGUGAAUCUACAUACGUUACCACCCCGUUGAGGCAAGGAGAUUAUAUCGAGCAGUUCCAACUCGUGCGAGAAACAUGAAAGAUACCUUGAUGUGCAAAAAACAUUGAUGUGAUCGCCCUUGGCGGUGAAAAUAACCAGUGCUCACCUGACGUCAUCGCUUUGAAUAUAAUCUCUAUGGCGUCAUCGAUUUGGACAUAAUCUCCGUGACGUCAUCAAAACAGCAACGUUGAUCGGAGACUGUUUUUAUGACUGGAGAUGACAGCAUAUAAUACUUAAGUGAAAUCUGAUUGAGGCCUUAAAACGUGGAAAUUGACUUCAACAGCUUUCAUAGAAAACCUCCAUUGUGAAAAGUUACCAGAAACUGUGUUACACCAGAAAUGUCAGGAUUACAGAUUAUUGCAGUAUUAUAUCGUUCCGUAUAAAGUUUGUGUUCUACCUCUAACGAAAUAUUGUAAAUGAAGGGUGCCAGACUGUGAAUAUCUUGAAAUGCACCGUGGGGCUGAUAAGCCCGUGUUAUGUCUCAAAUAUUGGAUAAUGUACCUCCAUUCCAGAAAAGUGUGUGUGUGUGUGCUACAUGAAUGUUCAGGGUUUUUUUUUCUUCAAACUCCAAGCUUGCUAUUUUCGGAAGUGUUUUGUUUUUAUGGUUCAGUUCUACCCUUUUAGUACAUUGUAGUUUUCGUCGAUAUUCUUAUCGAAUAAUUGACUUUUCCAUUUCGUGUUUUCUGUUCUAUCACGCCCAUUUUGACACUUAGUCAUGUUGUGUGAAAACGUAUUUUUAUUACGCUGUCCUAUGUACAAUUGUGUGUUAUUUGAAUGCAUGAUGACCAUAUAUUAUUUUGGUAUUUUUAAAAAACGAAAUUGUUUAUGUUUUGGAAAGAAUAAUUAUAAAUCAUUCCGAAUACCAAAACUAAUACAAGAUUGUUUGGCCUUGGACGAUUGCAAAAUUAGUCAUAUCAAGCCCCAUUUCAGUUUGAAUAGUGAACAAAUAAUUGAUGUCUGACGUAAUUUACGUUAUUUAUUUUUACAUAUUUGAAAUCAGCAAGAAAAUUAUUUGAAAUCAGCAAGAAAACUAAAAAUUAAUUAUCAAAUGGGUCGAUAAGAUGAAGACUUAUUUUCUCUUCGGAUACUGUCUGUUUUUCCGCGUGUUUCCAUUUUUAGUUUGGUUUGAAUCUGUUCUUUUUUCUUUCAAUAGUUUAUAGUUCGUAUUUUAAAUAUUAUUAUGUACAGUGUAAAUACAUGUAAAUAUGUACAUUUUCAUAAUUGAAAUGUUAUUUAUUAUUGUGUCCGUUAUUUUCUCGAUAGAGAACAAAUAAAAAAUAA